Messenger RNA from Botrytis deweyae, 456 nucleotides. RefSeq lists its product as uncharacterized. Bases 1 to 456 code for a protein of 151 amino acids. The record is from RefSeq and is a predicted model, not a curated record. The transcript has a single exon. NCBI's taxonomy places the organism in Eukaryota, Fungi, Ascomycota, Leotiomycetes, Helotiales, Sclerotiniaceae.
AUGCUGUGCGAGUAUUGCGGCAAAUUAUCUCCAAAAGAGAGCAUUACCUUGUACUUGACUCCCCGAGAUCAAGAUUUGCCUGCUUGUUUGCGGUGCCGAAUUGUUCGCAAUGCCGUGCUACAGUAUUGUUCUGCCAGAUCCGAUUCGAAGGUACAGCCAAGAAAGGCUUACAUUUAUGCCAAAUAUGUCUCUUUGCAAUAUACUGGAGAGGUGGGGGAUCUAGACUUCUAUCAGACACCAGGUAUUAAUUCGUACGGUUGGCGAGUUUCGAGUGUCAAGUUAAUUGAAGGAGAUAGAUUCGAAUAUAGAACAACAGGAAUCGGACCUGUCGUCAAGGCCAUUCAUUAUCUCACCGCACAUCAUCCCAAAAAUCGACUUGAAUCUUGCUUUGGCUCUCAUAACGUCUUGGCUAAAAAAAAUGCUAUACGCAACAUAAAAGCUGUGUCGAAACAUUAA